UUGUCUUAGUCCCACCCAAAAUGGAGUCGUGUCGCGUCGCGUUUUCCUCAUUCUGCCUCAGACUCUCGCGAAGCGCGUCGGGUUCAUCUAUGCGCGGGGAGCCAAGCGCCCCUGUCCUGCAUUUCAAAACCUUUAUGAAACUAGUGUACUCGAUUAAAACGACACCGUAGGGCCGUUCCAGAUUGAACAGGCCCUCUGCUCUCACUCCUCUGUCGUUGCCGGCGCCCAGCGCGGGUUUAUGUCUGAUAAAGCUGCUGUGAAAGUGUUUAUGUGCCGCUGCUGGUUGUGUGGUAUAGUCCGACUGGAACUCCCAACCUGCGGGCUUCAGACGGGGGGGAGAGAGCCUCACAGACAGCCCGAGCCCUUCAUUCGCCAUCACAGCCUUUAUAAUCUCUGUAUCUGUCUCAGGGUUUGAAGAGGCCCGGGGUGAUCGGCGUCUGUGUGUGUGUUUUUUUUCGUCGCUGGUGUUGGGUAUCUUCUGUCCGGCCGUGUGUCUCCUCUAACGUUACCCCCGUGCAGUAUUAGACUGACCGCUACUCCAGUAGCUCUGCGCGCCCGUGUUCGGGUUAAACCGCGAGCUUUUAGCAUUUCAGUAAAUUACAAAUAAUAACACUAUCAACGGAUGAACUGCGUCGAGCCUGAGCUUUUAUCUGUUCCGUUCACAUCAGCCACUGCCAGACUGAUCAUGUUAUUUUUUAAGUACAUUAGAGUUCCAUGUAAAUUUCAUGGCAUAAAUUAUCAUUAUGAUAAUAAUGAUUUUUGUAAGCGAGUUAUUCCAUUAAUUUGGAGUAACGUUAUUUCUUAUACAAGAUGAACACAGUAUGGUCUGGAAAAACCUUGAGAAUAUGAAAACUGAGAUUUCCAAAGGUUUCCCUGAGGCCAAGUCAAAUGUAUUUGUCUAAUGCUUGACACAAUGCACACCUUUGCAAGGCAUCUUUACAGAAAAAUAGUUUUUGUUUAUAACAUCUCAUUCCUUUAGCUGAUUGGAAUUGGGCAGUUAUAUAGUUUACAUUUUAUAAUAGUAGAUGCAGUCAAACAGUUGAGUUUGCUAUUAUGUAUCACCUUACAUAAGAUGUUGGGGAUGUAACACAUUACAAGUAACGUGGGUUAUGUAAUCAGAUUACUUUUUUCAAGUAACUAGUAAAGUAACGCAUUACAUUUUAAUUUACAAGAAAAUAACUGAGUUACAAGUCCCCUGUCCCCAAAUUGGGAGAAAUCUGAAGUAAAGAGCCAUUGUGUGCACUGUGUGAACAUGAUGUAGAUCUAGAGUGAAUGUAAAUGUGCAUUUAUUAAUCACUCGAGAAAAAGUCUUAGUAUUCAUCAAAAUGAAUUAAGAAAGUGAAAUGCAAACUCAGAAUAUGUCACAAACUGGCAAUAAUUAAAUAUGUUAAAUAACACAAAUGUAUCUAAUCCCAUAUAAUGAACUGAUGUCUUUGCUGCUGAUCUUUGAUGAUCCAAUGCAACGGUACUUAUAAGCAAAAAUUACUUUAUUGAACUUCUUUGUUUUGUUUUAUUGCCGAAGAGUGUUAAACCUUCUUCUCCUUCUCUACGUUACAGACGUGAAUUUAUUUUUCCUUCAGCCUGAGGUUUAUUCAUUACAGUUUAUGGUGUUAACAAACACCUCGGGCGUCUCUGGUGACGAAUGCAGGACUUCUCUAGUCAUUUAGUCAAAAGGAAGGACACGUCCUCGUAAGGCUGCCACAUCAUAAAGCUUUGUGAAGUGGUAGAUGAGCGGUGGAUUGGUGGAGGAGGGGUUCGCUCUCACCUCGUUCUGAUGCAAUGGAGGCCAAGCAGGAGUCAACACAUGUGUGGAGUACAGCAGCCAACAAUGACACUGGAAAUACUCCUCAGGUGCAUUUCGAGAGCGGUGCGGUGGCUCAGAUCGUGUACAGCGGAGAGCAGUCUGACCGCGCUCAGCAGCAGGUCGUGUACGCAGCAGACGGGAGCUCCUACACCUCGGUGGAGUCGGCCGAACACACACUGGUGUACAUACACCCAGCCGAUGGAUCGCAGGCGGUGUUUACAGAUCAGCCCCAAGUGGCCUAUAUUCAGCAAGAUGGCACAACACAACAGGUGACUGUGUUGCUUCCCAGCGGUCAGAACAUGAACACUGCAAAUCUGCACGUACUGAGUAAUGUAGCUGAUGGCCCACAGGCGAUCCUGGAGCCUGUGACACAGAGCCAACUUGCUGUGACUAAUGCAGCUCUUCCGAACAUGCCGGAGGCCUCGUCGAGUCCCCUGGGGGCCACCGAUUCCACUGUGGAUUCAGAGGAUGAGGAGGAAGACAACGAUAGCGACGAUUCUGACAUGGACGACUGGGAACCCAGGACGCCCCAGCCCUUCACCCCUCAGAACCUCUGGUGUGAAGACUGUAACAAUGCUAAUCUUGGAGCAUGUAUGAAACACGGUCCUCUGCACCCCAUCCUGAGCCGCCCUGUGAUGUCCAAGGCUCGGGCCAGUCUUCCUCUCGUCCUGUAUAUCGACCGCUUCCUGGGCGGAGUCUUUACUAAGAGGCGUAUCCCCAAACGCACACAGUUCGGUCCUAUAGAGGGGCCGCUGGUGCCACAGAGCCAGCUGCAGGACACGCACAUCCACCUCAAAUUAUACAUGCUAGACCCUGAAAAAGAAGGCGAGAGGGCAGAGGACCUCUGGUUUGACCUGACUGAUGAAGAGCGAUGUAACUGGAUGAUGUUUGUCCGGCCGGCUCAGAAUCACCUGGAGCAGAACCUGGUGGCUUAUCAAUACGGCUCGGACAUCUUUUACACCACCAUUAAGAACAUACAGCCCAAACAGGAGCUUAAGGUGUGGUACGCUGCAUCAUAUGCCGAGUUUGUCCACCAGAAAGUUCAUGAUGUCACAGAUGAAGAGAGAAAAGUUUUACGUGAGCAGGAGAAGAACUGGCCGUGCUAUGAGUGUAACAGACGGUUCAUGAGCUCAGAGCAGCUUCAGCAGCACUUAAACAUGCACGACGACAAGCUGAACCUCAUCCAAAGGCCAAAAGGCCGCGGGCGAGGAAGGGGCAGGAAACGAUUCGGUGCUGCACGACGACCAGGACGACGUACGAAAUUCAUCUGCCCACAGACUCCUGUUGAGAGUGCUGACAAAACACAGGAGCUUUUAGCAUCUGUAGAUAAACUACCAUUUGAGGAGCGAACGGACGGAGCUCUUAAUGGGCUGAAGGGGGUGGAAAUGGCAGCUGAAUCGAUGGAGACCGAGACGGAAGAAGGGCUUGAUACCCCAGAAACCCACACCGAGGUACUGCAAGAGGAGGGGGAUUCUGUCACCCCACCUCCAGCCACAGAAGUCCCAGAGUCUGCCAAAGAGGACCCGUCUCAGACAAGUCCCGAAGACCCCCACCUCACACCACAGGACAUGAGGAGGGCGAGGAGGAUUAGGAAUGCCGCUCUCCAGCAUCUUUUCAUCCGUAAGUCCUUUCGCCCCUUUAAAUGUUCUCAUUGCGGGAAAGCCUUUCGAGAUAAAGACAAGCUGGAGCAGCACAUGCGAUACCACGGGCGGGACGGCUGCCGUCACAUGUGCCAUCAGUGCGGUAAGGGCUUCCUGUCCAGCUCUGCGCUUGAGGAUCACCUGCAGCUGCACUCUGACCAGCGCACCUACUCCUGCCUCUUCUGCGCCGAGUCCUACGACAGACUGGACCUGCUCAAAGUGCAUGUGGAGGUUCACCUGGUCAACGGCUGCUUUUCCUGUCCUUCCUGCAAGAAAACCUUCACAGACUUCAUACAGGUUAAGAAACAUGUGAGAAGUUUCCACUCCGAGAAGAUCUUCCAGUGUACAGAGUGUGAUAAAGCCUUCUGCAGGCCUGAUAAACUACGCCUCCACAUGCUUCGCCACUCUGACCGCAAGGACUUCCUGUGCUCCACCUGUGGAAAACAGUUUAAGAGGAAGGAUAAACUACGGGAGCACAUGCAGAGGAUGCACAACCCUGAACGUGAGGCCAAAAAGGCGGACCGCAUCCACCGCACCAAAGCUUUGAAACAGAAGGAGCCCACCACCGACUUUGAGAGCUUCAUGUUUAAAUGCAGACUCUGUAUGAUGGGCUUCAGAAGACGAGGAAUGCUGGUGAAUCACCUGUCUAAACGACAUCCUGAGAUGCGAUUGGAGGAGGUUCCUGAGCUGACGCUGCCCAUCAUUAAACCCAACAGAGAUUACUUUUGCCAGUACUGUGAUAAGGUGUAUAAAAGUGCCAGUAAGAGGAAGGCCCACAUUUUGAAGAACCACCCCGGGGCAGAAUUGCCCCCCAGCAUCCGGAAGCUGCGUCCAGCCGGGCCGGGAGAGCCUGACCCCAUGCUGAGCACACACACACAGCUGACCGGCACCAUCGCUUCUGCACCUGUCUGCUGCCCGCACUGUGCCAAACAAUACAGCAGCAAGACCAAGAUGGUCCAGCACAUCCGUAAGAAGCAUCCGGAGUAUCAGUACAGCAGCAGCAGCAGCAUCCCGGCACCUCUGGCUGCUACUGUCAUCAGCAGCGCUCCUGCCGUCAUCACAACAGACGGCAGUACUGCGGAGACCGUGGUGACGACCGAUCUGUUGACCCAGGCCAUGACGGAGCUGUCCCAGACCCUGACCACAGACUACCGCACAGCACAAGGGGAUUUCCAGAGGAUCCAGUACAUCCCAGUGUCUCAGGCAGGAGGAGGCCUGUCCCAGCCACAGCACAUACAGCUGCAGGUGGUGCAGGUGGCCCCGGCGUCCUCUCCUCACUCUCAGCACUCUACAGUCGAUGUGAGUCAGUUACACGACCCUCACAGUUACAGUCAGCACUCUAUUCAGGUUGAGCACAUCCAGGUGGCUGAGCCCACGGGGACGGUGCAGGCCAAUGCACAGGUUUCAGCUCAGCCUCUAAGCCCCUCCUCUCAGCAAGCGGCUCAGGAGCUUAGCACCACCCAGCUGACCCCUGUGACCCUCGCUCAGGGCCAGACUCUACAGACGUCCACCAAUCAGACGCAAGGUGCUGCUCAGCAUGCGUACCUACCCAGCAACUGGAACUACAGGAGUUACCCCUCUGAGAUCCAGAUGAUGGCUCUUCCUCAUACUCAGUAUGUGAUAGCAGAGGCCAGCACCCCCGUCACUGCGUCCGGCAACAGCAGUCAGGUCAAGACGACACAUUAUGUGAUCUCGGAAGGACAGACGGAGCUGGAUGGUAAGCAGCUGAGUGUCCCGUCAUCCGCUGGGCAGGUUCACCCCGACCCACUGGAGCAGCCGGCCGUCAGUCAGCAGACCACCACGCAGUACAUCAUCACCACCACCACCAACGGGACAGGGGCCAGUGAAGUUCACAUCACCAAACCCUGACCCUCAAUCACACAUGAAGAAACUGAUUUGUCGUCUUCAGCUGCAGAGUUACUUUAAAUGAACAGAUUUCUGAUUUAUUUUCUUGAAGAGUUAAAAAGAUGAACUCAAAUAGUGAAGAUGUUUUUGUAUGAAAAAUAAUAAAAACACUGGAGUGGGUAACUGUGUUUCUCUAGACACCCAAAAAUACCUAAUUGUGUUUGUUUUCAGGAACUAUCAUGACUUUUAACCUGUGACAUCUUGCCUUUUAUCUUCAUUUUGGUAUUUUUUUUUUCCUCUUUAUUUUUUUUAUUCAGUAAAGUAUUGAAAGAUUCAUACUUAAGACUGAUGAGAGACCUUUAAAAUGAUUUUUUUUUAUUAGUAUUUCUUUGUUUCCCCACAAUAAAAGGGGUCAAGCGCUGUGGAUCCUCAUUUCGCUGGCUUUUGUUUGAAUAUAUUUGGAAAUCUUCAUGUAAAAUUUGGCACAGCCGCAAAGCCUGGAAAAAUACUGCCUUGAUGAGCAGGCGGAUCUUAUAAAAGAUCACAAUUUACCCCAAAAUCCAAAGAGAGAAUUAGAAUUUGCACAGAGAAUGUGAAGCUUUGUGACUUAAUUUUUGUGACUAUAAAGUGUUAGAAUUAAAUUUAGCUUGAUUGUCAUGAACAUAAUGUCACGAUGCAAAAAUAUACUUCAGUUUCUUACAAUGAAAUGUAAUGUAUUUUUGUAAUGUGUUUUGGAGUGGAAUAUGACCUUGACAUUUCAUUUCAAGAAUCUAACAUCAAUCUCAAAAUCGUAUUAUUUUGAUAACGCAAAACUUCCCAGAUCAGAUCGUCAAUCCCCACAUCAGCUCCCUUGCAAAUGAAAGCGAACCCCAAAUGAUUACUUAAUUAUAUUAACUAUAAAUAAUUAAAAUAUGCUCCACUGAAGAAGUCAACUGCCAGAAUGAGGUUCAGAUGAAGGUUGAACCCUUUAUACCCUCCAAAAAAUCCAAAUCAGAGUCCUCAUAUAAUUUUAUGCAUUAUCUGUUAAAACGACUGGAAGAUCUUGUGUAUUUCAUGUAACUUGUGUUUAUGGACAUACUAGUAUUUAUUUGGGUUUUGCACAUCCAUUAGUGGAGCACUGCUGCAACUUUAGAACCUGAGAAAGGGAAAUGUAUCCAGCAUACACUAUUUAUACUGAGACAAACUUGUACAAUGUAAAAAAAAAAAUCUGUACUAUGAUGAGUAUUGUAAUUAUUGACAGUUUAUGUACAGUAAUGCGCCUCAGUGUCUCUGGGUUGGUGUCUCCUGUUGUUCCUAGUGAUCGUAAAUAAACAUCCUUUUGUAGA
Carassius gibelio (silver crucian carp) is the source of this 6614-nucleotide messenger RNA. RefSeq names its product PR domain containing 10 (gene prdm10). Bases 1780 to 5313 code for a protein of 1177 amino acids. Gene Ontology annotation, cellular component: nucleus. The record is from RefSeq and is a predicted model, not a curated record. Lineage: Eukaryota; Metazoa; Chordata; Actinopteri; Cypriniformes; Cyprinidae. Gene Ontology annotation, molecular function: protein binding. The transcript has 23 exons.